Messenger RNA from Peniophora sp. CBMAI 1063, 1845 nucleotides. The record is from the annotation of a GenBank genome assembly. Lineage: Eukaryota; Fungi; Basidiomycota; Agaricomycetes; Russulales; Peniophoraceae.
AUGUUUACUACUGUCCAGACGUGGCUGACCAUUGCAGAACAGGAUCCCGCGUGUGUGGUCGCGGUACUUCAACUCGACGAGGAGAACCCGACGACCGAGCUUGGUGAUAAUGGCGCCGACGCACGCGUUGCGUUACAAGCUAUCCUGAUAGUCGCCAGAGAUCUCAGCAAGAAGAAGCCUCGAUACGCGAAGCUCUGGGAAAACUUGAUUAUGGCCGGAAUCGCAGAUGCGCUUUGCGAGUCUAUAGCCAAACCGGACCGCCUGGCCAACAAUACAGGAUCUGGUCGAGAUCGAUCAAGGAUCCAAUGGUGGUCUACCACUACUACUACUGCUCAAAAUACAACCGACCCCCCGUUGGCGCUUGCGAAUGACUCCACAGAAGCGCCUUCCCAACCGCCUGCCACCCCGUGGGCUCACGCCCUUCACACGCUCGCUUUCGGAGUCGCUGCGAUCAAGCAGCCACCAACCUUGACAGACAAGAUCGUCAUCGACGCGCUCAAAAAGCAUUGGUCCGGGAUGGUGACGCGGUUAUGGAAUGAUCCCGCGCAUUCACUCGACGAGACUCCUCAGACCGUGCGCGUGAAUGAGCGGGCGUGGAUCGCAGAAAUACUGACGAAACUAAUUGUGGUGGACCCGUCCAUCAUGGCCGACUGCGUCUAUCUGCCUGAUGAUCUCACCAUCUCACUCAUCGCACGUCAGUGGCAGCACUCGACGUCAACGCGAGAUGCGUCUUUGACCGCGGACGCACUCACACAGUCGAUCAUGUUCCCCCUUGUACCAUCGUUAUCCGAGGAACAAAUGGCAGCUCAUUCGCCGUCGCCCAAACGACAAACGCUUGAGCGCAUACUCAGCGUCUUUCAACCUGCAUCGGGACCCGACGAUGAGAUUGCGUGCGCUGCGCUCCUCGACGUGGCCGUGAAACAUAUGACGCGAGAUGCCCCCGCGAAUUCACGGCAUUUUACAUUUGAGCUCAUCCUGUUCCUCCACUACAGCACGGUCAUGGCAACACCCAGCAUAGAUACAUUCCAUGCUGCCCUAAGGACACACAGCACGUUUUGGAGAACAUUCUUUGACUUCUAUACUAAAGCUGGCGAGCAAGAAAUUGUGUUCCUUAUGGAGCUCCUGCAGGAGUUUCUGUGGAACAUCUCGUCCCACUUCGGCUUCGAGGAGACUAAAACGGCGGAACUGAGGGAGCUGCUUCAUAUUUGGGUGAGAGAGGGGUAUUUUGAAGCCGUAGAAGCUUCAAUGGCUUUCACCCUCACAGAAUUGGCGGACGGACCACUGAAGUAUCAUAUCGUUCUAAAAAGCAUGAUUGACGCUGUGAGUAGUCCGGAUGCCGCCGAUCUUCGAGCGGAGAUGGCGACGCACUUUCCUCGGGCGAGGACAAUAGCCGCUAUGUGCGAAAAGGCCGCAGACGACGUGAACAAACGAGACCCUGAACAUCCAACUGCGGAGAAGAAAGUGCUGAAUUGGUUGAUGAAGCCGUAUGAUAAUGACAAACAUGGCUUGGUGCGCAGCUUGUGGCAAAUGCAAGCCGAGCUUCAGAGCAUCUGCAAGGGGAGAGACCUGUGCAAUCUCCGCGGGUGCAGCAAUAGCGCGAGCGCCAAAUGCGGUAAAUGCCGAGCCGUCAGCUACUGCUCCCAAACAUGCCAGAUAAAUGAUUGGAAGGAACAUAAACGUGUGUGCGCUCCACGUUGGGAGGCUCUGUGCAAUCAAUACAUGGACCAGACUCGAGACGAGAAAUUGCUCACUGCGGCGCGUGAUAUGAACCUCGAAGGACCAGAAGAACCGGUUCCGCAGAUAGAGUUGUUCAUGUCCGGUUCCGAAUGGGCCACGCGGACGUGA